AUGGCCGUCGACACAUGGGACAACGGCCGCCCGGAAAGCGCCGGCGUACAGCCAGCAGACGUUGCUCCCGUUGCUGAGGACUAUGGCCAUGACGUUUCAGAUCCAUCCAAGACACAUCGCACCAUUAUCGAAAACGCAAGGGCAGCAGCAGCCAAGGAACAAGGCAUGACUCUUUGGCAAGGUAUCAAGCUCUACCCCAAGGCUUUUACCAAGAAGUAUGGCGAAUAUCAGCCAAAGUCUGGAACUUACGAAGUUACUGCUCCCUGGCAAGCAGGUCUGAGUAACGGUGCAAUGGUAGGCGAAAUCAUGGGUCUCUUCAUCAAUGGCUACGUUUCGGAAAGAUUUGGUUACAGAUGUACAGUCAUGGCCUGUCUUGUCAUGAUAACGGCCUUUACAGCGAUAUUCUUCACUGCUCCAAAUGUUGAAACUCUUUUGGUCGCUGAGAUUCUAUGCGGUAUUCCAUGGGGUAUUUUCCAGACAUUGGCCGUCACCUAUGCCUCCGAGGUCUGCCCUGUUGCCCUACGUGGAUAUCUGACCACGUAUGUCAACUUUUGCUGGGGCCUUGGCCAGGAAAUCGGCAUCGGUGUUAUUCGCGCUAUGCUGAGUCGUGAUGACGAAUGGGCAUACCGCAUCCCGUAUGCUUUGCAAUGGAUGUGGCCGCUGCCCCUGUUUGUUGGCAUAUUCUUUGCUCCAGAAUCGCCAUGGUGGUUGGUACGGAGGGGCAGGACUGAAGAGGCUAAGAAAGCGCUCCUGCGCCUGACCAGCCUCGACCAAGAAACAGAUUUCGAUGCCGACGAGACGAUUGCCAUGAUGGUGCAUACGACUGCUCUAGAGGAGAAAAUCACUGCUGGAGCUUCGUAUUGGGACUGUUUCAAGGGCGUUGACCUGCGAAGAACCGAAAUUGUGUGCAUGACAUGGGCCAUUCAAAACUUGAGCGGAAAUUCAUUUUCCAACUAUUCGACUUACUUUCUGAAGCAAGCCGGCCUGUCAGACAGCGAUGCAUAUUCCUUUGCUCUUGGUCAGUACGCCAUCAACAUGGUUGGCGUGUUUGGGGCAUGGGGUUUGAUGACGCUGGGUAUCGGACGAAGGUCGCUCUACCUAUAUGGACUCUGUGGCCUUUGCACGAUGCUGUUCAUCCUCGGAUUUCUCGGCCUUGUGCCCCACGACCACCGUCGAGCAGGGUCUCUUGCCACUGGCAGCAUCAUGCUUGUUUGGGCGCUCUUCUACCAAUUGACGGUGGGAACUGUGUGCUAUUCUCUUGUAACUGAGUUGUCGUCACGUAGGCUCCAGAUCAAGACAGUGGUGCUGGGGAGAAACCUCUAG
Molecule: messenger RNA, 1323 nt
Organism: Metarhizium acridum CQMa 102
Lineage: Eukaryota; Fungi; Ascomycota; Sordariomycetes; Hypocreales; Clavicipitaceae
Source: RefSeq, a predicted model, not a curated record